CAGGAUGGAAACUUGUUCGACAACAACCGUUUAACUAGUACCCUCAGAGGCCAAGCAAAACAGUGCUGCCCAGUAAUAGUUCUCCUAAACCAUUCAGUAUUUUACCCUAGAAUGACCAUUUUCAAUCUCUCCUUCCUCCUUCGUUGCUAUAUAGGAUGCUAGCACCGAUUUUUGAGAAGGUCCAACAGCUUUUUCAAACGGUUGAAAAGCACCUUGGCGAUCCCGUCGCGCUUCCGUUUAGUAAUACCGAUACUUCCCUCAAGAAUAUUUUGAUUGGCGGAGGUGUCACCGGCUUAAUCAGCUACGCUGUUUCGAAAUAUAUUGUGUAUAAUCUGUAUCUUCAUCCUCUUUCUAAAAUUCCGGGACCACCUGUCGACUGGAUUCCAUUCCUCGGAAAUAUUCGAGAGCUGAUUAGAGAAGAGUCAGGCGUUCCAUACAAGAAAUGGGCAGAGCGGUAUGGUGAUAUCAGUCGUCAUCAUGGUGCCUGGAACAGACCGGUUAUUUUGGUUUCUGAUCCUGAUCUGUUGAAACAAGUAUUGAUGACUGAAGUAUACGACUUUACCAAAGCGCCGGACGAUGCGAAGUAUAUAACUCGUAUUCUUGGCAGUGGUCUGCUUGUUUCGGAGGGAGAUAUACAUAAGCGACACCGCAAAAUGCUCAAUCCUGCCUUUUCUAUACAGGCCGUUCGAGAACUGACCCCUAUUCUAUUUGUACCACCUGUUCAACUCUGUGAAAAAUGGAUGAGUGAAAUCAAAGCCAAGCAAACAAAUCCAAGUGAAGCCGUCGAGAUUGUUGUUUCGCAUGGUCUUUCGCUUGUAGCGCUUGAUGAAAUCGGUCUUGGUGGGUUUGGACAAGAGUUUAACGCGAUUCGACAUGCUGACAGUGUGGAUAGCGAUACUAGCAAUAAGCAACAAGUCCACAAACUUAGUUGGGCAUACCAAACACUUUUUGAUCCCAGUCGACGAACUUUUUGGACGAUCUUGGGUCUCUUUUUCCCUGCUGCGCUAUAUGUGCCAACAAAACAAAACCGCCAGCUCAACAAGGCCCUCCGAACACUCGCCGAAGAAAGUAGAAAUAUUGUACAGCAUGGUAUUGAACGCGCUCAAGUUACCAGCGGAAAAUCAGUGGGGAACAACUUGCUGUCAAUGAUGAUCCGGAAUGCGGACGAGGAUGAGUCUGAUCAAGGAUUUACAGUCGAAGAACUACGGAACCAGUGUCUCACCUUUUUGGCUGCUGGACACGAAACAACAGCAGUAUCAUUAACAUGGUGUCUUUUGCUGCUGGCACAGCACCAAGAUGUCCAAGAUGCGCUGCGAGCCGAAGUUACACCUGUCGUGGAAAGAAUCAAUAUGGAUGACUCGGUGUUUCACGACGAAGGUCCUUUUGGAAUCGGCUUUGAAGGGGCCGACAUGCCAUCUUAUGAAACAAUGAACAGCUUGCACCUCUUAAACAAUGUUAUCCGUGAGACCGCACGCUUAAUUCCUGUUGUCCCAGUGACAGCACGAUAUGCAACCAAAAACACAACCAUGAAGCACCAUUUUGUUCCAAAGGGAACCGACGUGGUCAUACCCAUUGUCGUAAAUCACCAUAGCAAGACGAUCUGGGGUGAUGAUGCGGAAACAUUUCGGCCCGGCCGUUGGGAUGAGGAACCAGCAUAUUCCAAAGUAGGAUCCUAUGAGUAUUUUCCGUUUUUGGCUGGGACAAGACAAUGUAUUGGAUACAGGUUUGCUCUUAUUGAGCUCAAAAUUAUCCUCGCUAUUUUGAUUACCAAAUUUCAAUUCUUCGAAAAACCUGGAUUUGUUGUCAAAAGAAGGCAAGAACUUACCCUGCGGCCUGUCCCUAACAUGACCCUGUUAGUUAAGCCCAUCUCAUCAACACCAUCAUCCCACUAAAAACAUCCUUUUGGUACUUCCUUCCUUUGUUGUUCUCCCACUUUUCCCGUUUCAUUUUCUGUAUAUUAAUUAAAAACUUGUAUAUUCGGCACAAAUUGCAACGGUUGUAUGAUCCUAAAAGUUCCUCGUAAUCCCGG
Messenger RNA from Zychaea mexicana, 2029 nucleotides. Its product is annotated as cytochrome P450. The transcript is spliced from 5 exons. The record is from RefSeq and is a predicted model, not a curated record. Gene Ontology annotation, molecular function: heme binding; monooxygenase activity; oxidoreductase activity, acting on paired donors, with incorporation or reduction of molecular oxygen. Lineage: Eukaryota; Fungi; Mucoromycota; Mucoromycetes; Mucorales; Lichtheimiaceae. The coding region runs from base 156 to 1892 and encodes 578 amino acids.